GUCUCAGACAUCUGAUUUCAAUGCGAUAAUGGAGCCAGACUUCAUCUUCGCCUAAACAGCUACCCUUCACCGAGAAGUACAAGAGAUGCCUCCAAAGACGCCAUGGACUUUUGGUCGCGCAUCCUAGCACACACGCCGUUGUCCGGCAGCUCCAGCAGAGAUGCCGCUCGGGACCCGGUCAGGCGACGGCAUCGCUUCGAGAAGGAAUACAGCCAGCUUUUGCAAACAUGGCGGACCUCUUCGAAUCUAGCCCGUGACAUUGACGCUGCCGAGAACAUCGAAAUUCGGCUUCAGGAAAUGACCAACAUCCUCGCCGACGAAUCCCGUCGACCUCUCCCACAUCCUUGCAUCUCCUUCUCUGCCGCCAAGGAGAUAUAUGUGCCCAUUGCGAAGAUAGCAACGACGUCGUACAACGAGUGGAUUAUAAAGGAGGCCGUCCUGUUCUUUGCCACCCUGAUCGAGAGCGAAGAGGAAGCUUUUGUGGAGAACGAUGCCUUCUCAGCCAGCUUGACCAACCUUCUGGUUCGCAUCACCGGUGCCAACAGUAUACGGUUGGGAUCAGAUACCGAGAUCAGGGUUGUGGAGCUGGCCUUCAACAUCACAACCAAGAUCAGAUUGGAGCCCCAUAUACUACCCGCAUGGUUCAAAUCGCACCACGCGGAGAGCGCCGGGCAUGAAGAACAGUUUCGAGACCAGAGGGAGAAGUUUGCAGGGAAAACGCAAAAGCAAGACUUCCCCCUGUUCUACCUCUUGAUGGACUAUAUCCACCACGAGGGCAAGACUGGCGACUUUGCGAGGACAGGCUUGCUGUACAUCAUCGAGUCGGCAUCGAGUUCCGUCGCUUUGGAGCAAUGGAUCGUCGAAAGCGACCUGUCCACUUUGAUGGCCACCGGCUUGGGAGCUUUGUACAGUCAGCUUAGUCGCAAGCUCGUCAUCGACCAUCCUCCCCAAGACCUUCCUCCCGUUCUCGCCCUGUCCGACUACCAACACCCCACCUCAACCUUUGAAAUCGUCAGCUCAUGCUCUCCUGACUUCCAACUUCAUCUGGAAACGUUUCUCUCUCAUCUCUUGUUUUGGCAGGAUGUUCUCAAUCAUUGCCGGUCGACUGAGGUCAAGUCAACUCUUCUCGAACAUUUCCAGGUCAUAUUCCUGCAGCAGCUGCUCUACCCAUCACUGCUGGAGUCAUCAGACGUUGAUGGGGGGUCUUCCGUGGCGGUUUUAACGUACCUACGACGUAUUCUUGAAUCUCUCGAUCACCCUGACAUGAUCAAUCUGAUUCUUCAUUACUUGUUGGCAUUGCCAGAUGAAGCGGCCCCAAGUCGCGCGCCCAUAGAACCCGCAAUCAGCGCUGCACGGAAACGGAAAUCUAUGGAUCUUGCUACGAUGAUGGCCACCAAAGCCGAUCCAUCGUACACACCGUUAUUAUUCAACCUAGUGGAUCUGAUCCACUCCUCUCUCAAGUCACGCAACCAGCAGACUGUCUGUGUGACUCUACAACUGCUAGCGGCGAUUCUUAAGCGACAUCACCGGUACGCCAUCAUUACCUUGCUUCGCACAGAAGCUGUGCUCGGCAGCAACAGCCACAGAACCCGUGGGGCUCAUGAACAAGAAGUCGAAUAUUUGACCACGUUGGCAGCGUCGAUUGGAGGACAGGACAAUUUUGACCAAAUUUACGAAAGCAUUCUGAAAGAUACAACGUCCCGCCUGGAAGGUCACCCAUGCUCGCUCAAGCUUGUUGCACCCAAAGUGUCAACAAACAACCACAAGCUCCCUGCGAUACCCGAUAGCCUGCCUGGCGCUCCUCGAGAUGUCCCGCCUCAUACGCUGAGCCCUGAAGAUCCACUGCUCAAUACCAUGCUUGAUCUUCUGGAUUGUUUCUUUGUCAACCCAGUGGAGACCAAUCUCUCACUUACUGAAACCAUCAUCGACCUCGCUGUGUGCGGAUACGUCAACAUUGAAGGUUGGCUUCUCCGCCACCCAAACAGAUAUGUCUAUGAUGCGGAUGGUGAUGAGUCAUCCUCUCCCCUUCCGGACCCAACGUCGCCAUCUUUUGAUGAGACGGAGAAAUUGCGUGCCAUGGCCGAAUGUCGACGACGACCGCAGUGGCAACCAUCCACUUUGCCGCGUAUGCUGUCCACCUUGAAUGCUCUCGCCGAUCAGGUUGCGUCAUUCCGAGGUUCGAUUCCACGAUUUGACGACCUGCUCCAACAACGUCGAGAAGCAUUUCAGACAGCCGACACUGCGGUACCUAACCAGCAACCACUACGUGCGAGCUCGAAGACUGUAACCUCAAUCCCAGAUCGAACAAGUUUAGAUGGCUCACGUCCCGCAUCGCCCGUUCGCCCUACUGGGAUAGAGGGCUUUGCACAGCGCCUGCUGUCCGAGUUGGGUACACCGAGCCGAUCGGGCAGUCCGAAGGGACGCAAGGAAAUGAAUCGAAGUACAUCGGGUAGCUCGGGUAUGUUAGGUGGCUAUGGGCUUAACACGCCUUCUGUGCCUCCGAAGGAGUUCUCUGUCAACCCUGAAACCCCAAACCGAAGUGGGCAUGCAGCAAGGUCAUUCUCGCCAGACGGACCAAGCCACGGCAGUCGGGACAGCCCCGUUGCUAGCCAGAUGGCCGCAUUCGCCGCAAUCGAUCAAAGCAUCCUUGCCCGACGGGUGGGUUUGCCUCCACGUGAGGUUGAGCCAAUUCCGUUGAAUUUCGAGAAGGCGUCCCGAGACGGCAACGAAACCUCCGCUCAGAUUGACGAUGGUUUAGCCAAGCAUGAUGGGGAAUCGCAACACCCUGCAGCUGUAGAGCGAGAAGCCCUUGGGCCCGAGGCCGAGCAGGAAGCCAGGGAGACGGUCGAACUUCCGCCACGAUCCGAAACUGCCACGCCACCGGUGCAGAAAGUAGCGUCGGUAUCGCACGUCAUCACCAACGUUAUUGUUCUUCAGUCGUUUCUUCUGGAGCUUGCUAGCUUGGUGCAGGUCAGGGCUGGUAUGUUUAGUGAGGUCCGAUUUGCUUAGGCCCAGCACGUGGACAUGGGUUUCUACUUUAGCUAUUGUUGAUGGAGCUCAACGUUGCCCUUCCUGCUUGCAGUGCAUUUUCAUGAUCUUGGGUGCUAUCCGCGACGGGUCAUCAUCAACACGGCGGCGGGGGCUCUUAACAUGGUAGACGGAGAGGAUUAGGCUGCUUCCAUGUCAUGACUUAUGAUACCUAUAUAAACAUAGAGAAGAUUUUUGUUGGCCUUGAUG
Pseudomassariella vexata is the source of this 3237-nucleotide messenger RNA. Its product is annotated as Retinoic acid induced 16-like protein-domain-containing protein. The coding region runs from base 103 to 3009 and encodes 968 amino acids. Lineage: Eukaryota; Fungi; Ascomycota; Sordariomycetes; Amphisphaeriales; Pseudomassariaceae. The record is from RefSeq and is a predicted model, not a curated record. The transcript has 3 exons.